This is a messenger RNA of Sporothrix brasiliensis 5110, 1524 nucleotides long. RefSeq lists its product as uncharacterized. Lineage: Eukaryota; Fungi; Ascomycota; Sordariomycetes; Ophiostomatales; Ophiostomataceae. The record is from RefSeq and is a predicted model, not a curated record. Gene Ontology annotation, molecular function: chloride channel activity. Bases 1 to 1524 code for a protein of 507 amino acids. The transcript has 2 exons.
AUGUCUGAAGGAGAAGCAGCCGCAGCUGGGAGCGGCGGAGGCGCUGGGGGCGGUGCAGCACUCGCAGCUGGAGACCCCAGUGGUGGUGGUGAGUCUCCUUACGAUGGCGUCGUUCCGGACAGCACCCAACCGGAUACUUCUCAAUCCGGUCCCGCUUCCGGUGACGCUGGAGCCAAUAACAACAGCAAUGAUAACGGAUCGGCAGCAGUUGCGGCCGUGGCUGCAAACAACGAAAUCGGAGAAAUGGCCGCCCCGUUGGGGGUCUCUGUAGGGAACCAUGGCCACGACCAAGGCCACGACCCAGCAUUUGAUCGACCCCCCGAUCUGGCAUACAACCAGGGACGCUUUGGAGCAUCCUCACCAUUCCAACGGCGAACCCACGAAUAUCGACCGACCGCCCGGCAGCGCACAAUUGAUCUAGACGAAUACUUUCACAAACUAAGGCAUGAGCCAUACACGGGCUACGAGGACCUCGUGCAUCUCGUCGGCCACCUGGAUACGUUUGCCUUCAAUGCCACGGCGAAAGAGCCGGAAAAGGUGCACGAGCCGAAGCCAAACAUUGUCAAACUCCUCGGUGGGUAUCUGGGCAUUUCUUUUGCUGCAAGCAAUCCACGCAAGACCAUUAAGCGCGCCAACUAUCCACUCGGAAACCUGCCCCUGGAGAUCUUGACCUACCUAGCGUGCAUCACGGAUGAGAUGAUCACCAAUACACAGUUGGUCAUCCCCAUGCAUCAGACCCUUGCAUACAACAACAUUGCCGUCCUCAACGAUGUCCUGAUGGGCACGGAGCGCGUGUUGACGACGCCGCUGCCGAUUGCCUACUCCAUUGCCAUCUCGCAAAUUACAUGGGUGUACGUUUUCUUGCUGCCGUUCCAGCUGUACCCGACGCUGCAGUGGGUGACCAUCCCGGCGACCGUUGUGGCGUCGUAUAUUAUAUUGGGCAUUCUCUUUAUCGGCCGCGAGAUUGAAAACCCGUUCGGCCACGACGUCAACGACCUGCCGCUGGAGUCGUAUUGCGCCCAGAUCUCCAUGGACCUGGACAUUCUGGCCUCCAAGAAGAAGCACCACCACCGCGACUGGGUCGAAUCGCUCGACAACAAGGUGCUGUACCCGAUCAGCAUGAGCAGCUGGCACGUGUGGAAAGCGCGCGGCGAGCACAAGAUGCGCGAUGCACUGCGGGCACGGUCUGAGAUUGCGCUCGACACGCGCAAGGCCAUGAUGAGCCAGAAGAAGAACCGCAGCCCGGACGCCACGAAGAGCGGCGACGACUCCGAUCUGAAACACGACCAAGAUCCCCACGACGGUGGCAUUGGGAGUGGCCCACUGGGCUUGGGGCUUGGUCGGCGCCACGGGCUUGGCCGCAAGAUGACGGCCACACGCAGCGAGACCACAACGAGCGGAAUAGACGAGGAAGCCAAUAUCGGCUUUGGCUUCUUUGGCUCGGCUAGCUUUGGCAGCAGCGGCAGCAGCGGCAGCGACUUACCCGGCCGGAUCAACAGUACCGGGACUUUCAACAAGGAAUAA